AUGAGCUCGACAGAGUACGACUACGAGGCGCGGUGCAUGUGUGGGGCUGUGGCGUACGGAAUGGUAGGCGAGCCGAUCAUGAGCGUGUACUGCCACUGCUCGAUGUGCCGGAAGCACACAGGUGCGCCGUUUGUCCACUCGGCGGCAUGGAUGGCGGAGAAGGUGACUGUAGUGUCUGGCGAUGGUGAUGCCUGCGUCAUCGCAUACAACUCGAGCGAUGCCUUUACCCGCGGAUCGUGCGCAGCUUGUGGUGGAGCGGUGGCCAACGCUGUUGCUGCCCACGGUAUGAUUGGAUUUCCCGUCGGCAUCAUCGACGGCGCCUACGUUGACAACACCUACAAGUCGGCCUUCAAGCCGGCAUGUCAUCUCUUCUACGGCAAUCGCGUGGUCGACAUCGUCGAUGGCCUGCCCAAGCUCAAGGCCAAGUCACCAGAGGACGGCGUGCUUCCCGAGACCGCCACCUCUGCUCCUGCCGGCGACGACGAAGGACUGAGCCUGGACAAGGUGCUGAGCGAGACGACCGUAGACCGGGACGAGGAGAUGGUGGCCUCUCUUGGCGGAACUGGUGUGCUCAAGUGUGUGCUGGACGACGGAACGACCUCGGUGCAGACGGUCAAUCUUGGGCAGACGGUCCAAUAUCUCAAGCUGCUGCUGGCCGAGGCCUUUGAGAAGCCCAUAUCUUCGCUCUCGCUUUCGUACAACGACGAGCCGCUCAUCGAUCCCAUCUCCAUCUGCGAUUGCAUCCCAGAGGCUGCCUUUGAUGGCGAAGUUGUCAUCAACGUGAGCGUCCAGUGA
Messenger RNA from Thecamonas trahens ATCC 50062, 795 nucleotides. RefSeq lists its product as uncharacterized. The transcript is spliced from 4 exons. NCBI's taxonomy places the organism in Eukaryota, Apusomonadida, Apusomonadidae. The coding region runs from base 1 to 795 and encodes 264 amino acids. Gene Ontology annotation, molecular function: carbon-sulfur lyase activity. The record is from RefSeq and is a predicted model, not a curated record.